UAUGGAAAUUCAUACAAUAUAUGCUGCAGAAUAUGAGCUGAAUAAAGCAUAUUAAAAAUGCAAAGAAUUUAAAAAAAUUGAACCAAUGACCAAAUAUGGCACCUACAGUUGUUUUUCAAAUAGAAUUCUAGAACAGAAUGUUACCGUGACAACUCUGAUGUCAUCAUUCUGAAGGUAUAAAUUGAGCUGUAGGCACUAAUACCACUUCAAAACAAAUCAGACAUUGACCAUACCACAUCUCAAUAUGAACUGGUGUUUUCUAAACUGUAUUAGGCCGCCAGCGGUACCAAACGACGCUGGGGAAGGUACAGAAAUAAAGGAGGAAAGAAAAAGGAAGGACAAAGGAGGGAAAAAAAAGAAAUGCUGGCUAAAGAAGUUUUUCGCAAAUAAAGGAAAGAAGGCAAUGGAGGAGGAGAGCCAGGCAGUGGUGGUGGAGGAGGAGGAGGAGAGCCAGGCAGUGGUGGUGGAGGAGGAGGAGAGCCAGGCAGUGGUGGUGGAGGAGGAGGAGAGCCAGGCAGUGGUGGUGGAGGAGAGCCAGGUAGUGGUGGUGGAGGAGGAGAGCCAGGCAGUGGUGGUGAUGGAGGAGGAGAGCCAGGCAGUGGUGGUGAUGGAGGAGGAGAGCCAGGCAGUGGUGGUGAUGGAGGAGGAGAGCCAGGCAGUGGUGGUGAUGGGGGAGGAGAGCCAGGCAGUGGUGGUGAUGGGGGAGGAGAGCCAGGCAGUGGUGGUGAUGGAGGAGGAGACCCCGGCAGUGGUGGUGGAGGAGGAGGAGAGCCAGGCAGUGGUGGUGGAGGAGGAGAGCCAUGUGGUGGUGGUGGAGGAGGAGAGCCAGGCAAUGGCGGAGGAGUGCAAGGCAAUGGAGGAGGAGUGCAAGGGAUUUGUGGAGGAGUUCAAGGGAUUGUUGGAGGAGUGCAGGGCAAUGAUGGAGAAGAGAAAGGCAAUGAUGGAGGAGGAGAGCAAGGCAAUGAUGGAGGAGGAGAGCAAGGCAAUGAUGAAGGAGGAGUACAAGGCGAUGGAGGAGGAGUACAAGGCAAUGGAGGAGAAGUGCAAGGGAUUGGAGGAGGAGUACAGGGCAAUGGUGGAGGAGAGCAAGGCAAUGGAGGAGGAGGAGAGCAAGGCUUUGACUUUCACAAUGGAGGAGGAGGAGAGCAAGGCAAUGAUGGAGGAGGAGUACAAGGUAAUGGAGGAGAAGUGCAAGGGAUUAGAGGAGGAGUACAGGGCAAUGGUGGAGGAGAGCAAGGCAAUGGAGGAGGAGGAGAGCAAGACAAUGGCGGAGUACAAGGCAAUGGCGGAGUACAAGGCAAUGGCGGAGGAGUGCAAAGCAAUGGCAGAGAAGUGCAAGGCAAUGGAGGAGGAGUGCAAGGGAUUAGAGGAUGAGUACAAGGCAAUGGAGGAGGACUACAAGGCAAGGGAGAAAAUGAUGCAAGAAGUGUAGUGGAUAAGCCUGAACAUAAAACAUAUAUUGACUAUCAGUACUACUUAAACAUGUAAAUCACUGUAAAUAAAGCAUUAAAAAUGAA
Messenger RNA from Brienomyrus brachyistius, 1517 nucleotides. RefSeq names its product cilia- and flagella-associated protein 251-like. The coding region runs from base 245 to 1432 and encodes 395 amino acids. The transcript is spliced from 2 exons. NCBI's taxonomy places the organism in Eukaryota, Metazoa, Chordata, Actinopteri, Osteoglossiformes, Mormyridae. The record is from RefSeq and is a predicted model, not a curated record.